AUGAAGUUACCGGUAGAAGUGAUUAACAAGCUACAGCUGGACCCAGACUGCAUUCGAAAUAUAUGCAUUCUAGCCCAUGUUGAUCACGGAAAGACUUCCUUGAGUGACUCGCUCCUAGCCACCAACGGGAUUGUUUCUCAGCGUAUGGCCGGGAAGACUAGGUUUUUGGAUUCGAGAGAAGAUGAGCAAUUGAGAGGUAUUACCAUGGAAAGUUCUGCCAUAUCCUUGUACUUUAAGUCUUCUAAACGAAAGGAAGGAACAGAAGAAAUAGAAAUCAAAGAGCAUUUAAUUAAUUUGAUCGAUUCUCCAGGCCAUAUUGAUUUCUCAUCAGAAGUGUCAACUGCUUCAAGACUUUGUGACGGAGCAAUAGUCCUUGUGGACGUAGUAGAAGGGGUAUGCUCGCAAACUGUGAACGUUCUAAGACAAUGCUGGGUCGAUAAAUUGAAACCCAUAUUGGUAUUGAAUAAGAUUGACAGAUUAAUUAUCGAAUGGCAGUUGACUCCAUCGGAAGCAUACCAGCACAUGUCCAGAGUCAUUGAACAGGUUAAUUCAGUCAUAGGGACAUUCUAUUCAGGAGAAAGAAUGGAAGAUGAUAUGAUUUGGAAAGAAAAGGGACAAGUAGGUGAUUUUGUUGAAAAGGAUGACACUGACCUUUAUUUUUCACCCGAAUUAAAUAAUGUGAUCUUUGCAUCCGCCGUUGACGGGUGGGCAUUUUCCAUUAACAUAUUCGCCAGUUUCAUGCUGAAAAAGUUGGGAUUCUCUCAAGCGGUAUUGUCCAAGACCUUGUGGGGAGACUUUUAUUUGGAUAUGAAGAAUAAGAAGAUCAUUCCAGGGAAGAAGCUAAAGUCGAGUCAAUCGAACUUGAAGUUGUUGUUUGUGUCGCUUGUGUUGGAACAGAUAUGGUCUGUUUAUGAUGUGUGUGUGAUGAACAGAGAUGAAGACAAAUUGACCAAGAUAAUCGAAAAGCUUGGAGCUAGAGUAUCUCCUAGGGAUUUGAGAUCCAAAGACCACAAGAAUUUGUUAAAUGUCAUUAUGUCUCAGUGGAUUCCUGUCAGUCAUGCGAUUCUAGGAAUGGUUAUUGACUAUUUGCCCAGUCCUGUCAAGGCACAAAAUGAGAAAAUGUCUAAGCUUCUUGAUGAAUGUAUUUAUAAUGUAUUUUCUGACAUCGAAGACAAGUCCCAGUUGAUCGACCAAGAGUUUGAAAAGUCCAUAAAGACAUGUGAUAGAGAAAGCCCCGAGAAAAAUACUUUAGCAUACGUAUCGAAGAUGAUCUCAAUCCCUAAUGCAGAGCUUCCUAAAGAUUUCGUGACUCCAGCGUUGUCUAAAGAAGAACUUAAGGAGAGAAGUCGAAUUGUCAGACAAUUGGCUAAAGAAGCAUCUGAGGCUGCAGCAGCGGCCCAAGAGGCGGCAAGAGAGUCGACCACCGAUGAGUUUUCCCUCCCGUUGGCUGUCAAUGAUCCGUUCGAAUGGGAAUAUGAAGAGGAUUACUUUGAUGAUGAUGAAGUCGCUCCCGAGGAAACAUUAAUCGCCUUUACAAGGGUAUUCUCUGGUUCAUUAUCACGUCAUCAGAAAGUGACUGUAAUUGGUCCCAAGUACGACCCAUCUUUGCCAAAAGAUAAUCUUACCAACAAAACGCAAAUAUUUGAAAAUAUUGUCAUUCAAGAUUUGUACUUAAUAAUGGGCAGAGACUUGAUACGAAUGGAGACGGUUCCAGCAGGAAAUAUUGUCGGUGUUGUAGGGUUGGAUAAUAUUGUACUCAAGAAUGCUACGAUAAUAUCUACAACUAGGACUGAUGAUUCCCAUCCAUACAUCAACUUAGCAUCUACCUCCACUUUGAUACACAACAAACCAAUUAUGAAGAUUGCCAUAGAACCGACCAACUUACUUCAUCUUGGGAAGAUUGAAAGAGGCUUGGAUAUUUUGUCCAAAGCGGACCCAGUCUUUGAAUGGUACAUCGAUGAGGAUUCUGGCGAGCUUAUUAUGUGUGUUGCAGGAGAAUUGCACUUGGAAAGAUGCCUCAAGGAUUUGAAAGACAGAUUUGCUAAGGGAUGUGAAGUAACCGUCAAAGAGCCAGUAAUCCCUUUUAGAGAAGGAUUGGAUCCUUCUGGAUCUUCUGCCUUCAAGUCAGAAGAUACUCUCACAACUGAAGUUGAAGGUUUACGGUUGGAGUUCGAAACAUAUGCUUUAACUUCUGCGAUUACCAAAUUCCUUCUUAAUUCAGAGUCAGAACUUGCUGCUGUUAGAGACCUCAAAGUCAGAAACACAGCUGCUGAGCAUAGUUUCAUCGACCAAUUCGUGGACAAGUUUAAAAAUGUUAUUGAGGAUGACGAGGAAGAGGACAGUUUGAAGUUUAUCCAGAAACUAGGGUUUAACACUGCUCAAUCAUUCAUUGAUAAUAUUGUUGCAUGUGGUCCCAAAAAGAUUGGGCCUAAUAUUCUUGUAGAGUCCACCUUCAACCACAACAAAUUCAGAUAUUUGUUAAGUAGUGGCAAUCCUGUACUGCCACUUGAUCUUGAACCUCAUGUCAUCAAUGGGUUCCAAUUGGCUACUAACGAAGGGCCUCUCGCUGGAGAACCUCUUCAAGGUGUCCUCGUUUUGAUCAAGAGUUGCGAGGAACUCGAAAAAGAAGAAGACAAUGAAGAUACCUUUUUAUUAGGACUGCAAGGAAGAGUUAUAACCCACACUAGGGACCUAAUCCACGAAAAGUUUUUGUUUAGCGGAGCCAGGUUGUUCUUGGCUAUGUACACUUGUGAAAUCCAGGCAGCCACCGAAGCUUUGGGUAAAGUUUAUGCUGUUGUGCAAAAGAGAGGUGGUGCUAUAAUAUCAGAAGAAUUGAAAGAAGGAACUCCUUUCUUUACUGUAGUGGCAAGAGUGCCGGUUAUCGAGGCAUAUGGGUUUGCAGAAGAAGUGAGAAUGAGAACCUCAGGUGCUGCCACACCACAAUUGGUGUUUGAUGGAUUUGAUAUCUUGUCUAUCGACCCAUACUGGGUACCUCAUACUGAAGAAGAGCUUGAAGAACUCGGAGAGUUUGCUGAAAGAGAAAAUGUGGGCAGACGGUACAUGAACAACAUCAGAAGACGGAAAGGUCUUUUUGUUGAUGAAAAAGUUGUCAAGAAUGCUGAAAAACAAAGAACCAUGAAAAAAGAUUAGUGUAGUUGGCUGCAAUUGUAUAAACCAAAAAAAAAACGUUCGCACUUUUGUGGACUCAUCAGAAAA
Yamadazyma tenuis ATCC 10573 is the source of this 3216-nucleotide messenger RNA. RefSeq names its product GTPase (gene RIA1). Gene Ontology annotation, cellular component: ribonucleoprotein complex; cytosol. Gene Ontology annotation, molecular function: GTP binding; ribosome binding; GTPase activity. NCBI's taxonomy places the organism in Eukaryota, Fungi, Ascomycota, Pichiomycetes, Serinales, Debaryomycetaceae. The record is from RefSeq and is a predicted model, not a curated record. Gene Ontology annotation, biological process: cytosolic ribosome assembly.